AUGAGGCCUGAGAACCAGAGCAGCGUGUCUGAGUUUCUCCUCCUGGGGAUCCCAAUACAACCAGAGCAACAGAGUAUCUUCUUCGCCUUGUUCCUGGGCAUGUACCUGACCACCGUGCUGGGGAACCUGCUCAUCAUCCUGCUCAUCAGGCUGGACUCCCGCCUCCACACCCCCAUGUACUUCUUCCUCAGCCACCUGGCUCUCACUGAUAUCGCUUUCUCAUCUGUCAGCGUCCCCAAACUGUUGAUGACCAUGCUGACUAAAUGCAAAUCUAUUUCCUAUGAAGGGUGCGUUUCCCAGACAUAUUUUUUCAUAUUAUUUGCUGAUUUGGACAGUUUUCUGAUCACGUCAAUGGCCUAUGACCGGUAUGUUGCCAUCUGUCACCCUCUCCACUAUACAACCAUCAUGAGUCAGACCAUUUGUAUCCUGCUGGUAGCCGGGUCCUGGGUUAUAGCUUCUGCCUGUUCUCUCUUGCAUACCCUCCUCCUAGCUCGACUGUCCUUCUGUGCUGAUAACAUUAUCCCCCAUUUCUUCUGUGAUCUUGCUGCUCUGCUCAAAUUGUCCUGUUCAGACACAUCCAUCAACCAACUGGCGAUUUUCACUGCAGGGUUAGCAGCGAUUAUGGUUCCAUUCCUGUGCAUCUUGGUUUCCUAUGGGCGCAUAGGGGCCACCAUCCUCCGAGUCCCCUCUACUAAGGGUAUCUGCAAAGCUUUGUCCACGUGUGGAUCACAUCUGUCAGUAGUGGCUUUAUACUAUGGAGCAAUUAUUGGCUUAUAUUUUCUUCCUUCAUCCAACAACACCAAUGAGAAGAACAUAGUAUCUGCAUUAAUGUACACAGUGGUCACUCCUAUGUUGAACCCCUUUAUUUAUAGUCUGAGAAAUAAAGAUAUGAAAGGGGCCUUGAGAAAACUUUUGAGUAAAAAAUUAUGUUCUUCCAACUGA
Messenger RNA from Sorex araneus (European shrew), 942 nucleotides. Its product is annotated as olfactory receptor 1J1-like. The transcript has a single exon. Gene Ontology annotation, cellular component: membrane. Gene Ontology annotation, biological process: G protein-coupled receptor signaling pathway. The record is from RefSeq and is a predicted model, not a curated record. NCBI's taxonomy places the organism in Eukaryota, Metazoa, Chordata, Mammalia, Eulipotyphla, Soricidae. Gene Ontology annotation, molecular function: G protein-coupled receptor activity; olfactory receptor activity. The coding region runs from base 1 to 942 and encodes 313 amino acids.